AUGAAGAGAGCCCGAGACGAACUGAUGGCGAAGGGUGUCAAGUCGCAGGAGGAAGAACGAGCUGAGGAAGACCAGGAGAAAGAGAUGAAGAGGAAGAAGGUGGAGGAGGCGAAGGUGAAGGUCAUCGAGGGACGCACGGAGAAGCACUUCGAGUGCAUGGAGGAGAAGGUCCUCGAAAAGAUACACAAGAUCGAGACCACCCGCGUACAACCCAUCAUCCACCGCGACCGCUACCAGGUCGAGGUGCACCAGAUCGUGCAGCCGAUCAUCGAGAAGGUGACCAAAGCGACGGUGCUCGAGAUCAAGCCGCCCAUCAGCGAAGAGCUGGGCACGCGGGUGGUGGAGGCCACGUUCGAGGCCGCGCAGCCGGCCGUGGCCGGCACCACGGUCAUCAGUCCCGCCCAGCCGCUGCCCGUCCCGGCCGAGAGUCGGUCGGAGGUGGUGAGCGUGGUGCAGCGCCACGAGGAGCUGCCGCCCAUCGUCGAGGAGACCGUGCACCGCAAGAUCGUCGAGCGCAUCACACCACUCAUCCUGAAGGAGAUCGUGCUGCCCAACAUGGCGCUGGUCGAGGCCUUCCCCGAGGGCGUCAGGCUGGUGAUCCGCGCGGCCACGGAGUCGAUGGAGGAGCGGCUGCAGCGCCUCGAAGCCAAGGCCCAGCGCAAGGCCCAGAAGCGCGCCGCCAAGGAGCUGCUCAAGGCCGAGCGCCGCGCCUCCAAGCUCGAGCUCAAGGCCCAGAAGCGCGCCGCCAAGGCCGAGCGCAAGGCCCUCAAGCGCGUGCUCCGCGAGCAGGAGCUCGUCGUCGAGGCCGAGCUCGCCGUCAAGGCCAUGCACGAGCGCGAGCGCCAGCGCCAGCAGCAGCAGGUCGUCGAAGGAGUCGCGGUCAAGGAAACGACGACGGUGCCGGCCGUGGUGGUGAUGGACAUCGACGAGGCGGCCAAGGAGAAGGGGAAGGGCGGGGUGGAGGUGGUUACGACGGUCGACGAGGCGGUGGUGAAGAAAGUGGAGAAGAUGGAAGGGCCGCCUUCAACCGCGGUGGCCAACCUGACGGACAAGUCCGUGGUCAGCACCAAGCUGAAGAACUUCUCGCCGCUGAUCGUGACGAGGUCGGGGAGCCAGCAGGAGCUCGAGCUGGAGACGCAGCCGCAGCCGCAGCUCACCAAGAACCAGAAGAAGAAGAAGCAACAACAACAGAAGAAGAAGGCGGAGGCCACGGCUGGCGUAGAGACGCCCGAGCAGGUCGUCUAA
This is a messenger RNA of Acanthamoeba castellanii str. Neff, 1245 nucleotides long. RefSeq lists its product as uncharacterized. Lineage: Eukaryota; Discosea; Longamoebia; Acanthamoebidae. The transcript is spliced from 4 exons. Bases 1 to 1245 code for a protein of 414 amino acids. The record is from RefSeq and is a predicted model, not a curated record.